CGCGCAGCUGUCAACAUUGAGGAAGCAGCGAGAAGCAACAGUGGAAGUAGAAACUGUAGCUGCUGCCAUUAAUUAUCUGUAUCUGUUGUUAACUGUUUGUAGACACCUACGGUUACGGAAGAAGUUAUAGAGAAAGUUAAUGGUGACUUCUGCGCGCUUUAUAAUACAUGAAGAGUGAAAGGGAACAAUGUUUAGAACAGGUAGCUGUGGCUUGCUAACUUCUUAGCUAGCUUGCUAACAGUCAGCUGUUGUUAUGGUUGGGGAGAUAGCUAGCUAAAAAAAAUUAUAAUAGAGUGUUGAGUUUUAAAUUUGUUUAAAUUACCAAACUUCAUCGGACUGUUUAUUUCCGCAUCGACUUUGGACACAUGGGACUGGCUGGUUGGUGUUUAAUGGAGACCUAAAAGGCUGCAUCACUCCGACAGGCUGCUGUAACUGAUCCUGCAGAAGUAUCUUGGGACUCAAUCAGGACUGCUUCAAGAUGCACGACGCUUAUGAGCCAGUUAAUAUUUUGGAAAAGCUUCCCCUUCAGAUCGACUGUCUUGCUGCUUGGGAAGAUUGGCUGCUCGUUGGAACAAAACCAGGACAUCUUCUUCUCUACCGGAUCAAGAAGGAUGCAGGUUCCAACCGAUUUGAAGUGACUUUGGAAAAAUCCAAUAAAAACUUCUCAAAGAAAAUUCAGCAGCUAUACGUUGUCUCUCAGUACAAAAUUCUUGUCAGUCUUUUGGAGAACAACAUCCACGUCCAUGACCUCUUGACCUUUCAGCAGAUCACUGUGGUGUCUAAAGCCAAAGGGGCCACACUCAUCGCAUGCGACCUGCAGCAAACAAGUACAGGAGAGCAAAGCCUCAGAAUGUGCGUGGCAGUGAAAAGGAAACUCCAGCUGUAUUACUGGAAGGAUAGAGAGUUUCAUGAGCUGCAGAGCGACUUGGGUGUGCCGGAUAUUCCAAAGUCCAUGGCUUGGUGUGAAAACUCCAUCUGUGUUGGUUUCAAACGGGACUAUUACCUUAUUCGGCUGGAUGGGCGCGGCUCCAUCAAGGAGCUCUUCCCCACUGGGAAACAGUUGGAGCCUCUGGUUGCCCCCCUGGCUGAUGGAAAGGUGGCUGUUGGGCAGGAUGACCUUACUGUGGUACUUAAUGAAGAAGGAGUUUGCACCCAGAAGUGUGCCCUGAAUUGGACAGACAUCCCUAUAGCCAUGGAGCACCAGCCUCCAUACAUCAUUGCAGUCCUCCCGCGGUACGUGGAGAUCCGGACCUUGGAGCCACGGCUGCUGGUGCAGAAUGUGGAGCUGCAAAGGCCACGUUUCAUCACAUCAGCAGGGCCAAAUAUUGUUUAUGUCGCCAGCAACCAUUUUGUUUGGCGCCUGGUUCCGGUGUCGAUAGCCAGCCAGAUCCGACAGCUUCUCCAGGACAAGCAGUUUGAGCUGGCGCUUCAGCUUGCAAAAAUGAAGGAUGAUGCAGAUGGUGACAAGAAGCAGCAGAUUCAUCACAUCCAGAACCUUUACGCCUUCAACCUGUUUUGCCAGAAGAAAUUUGAUGACUCCAUGCAGGUGUUUGCUAAACUUGGCACCGAUCCCACACAUGUGAUCGGACUUUACCCAGACCUACUCCCAUCAGACUUCCGCAAACAGCUGCAUUACCCAAACCCUCUGCCUACGCUGUCCGUCGCCGAGCUGGAGAAAGCUCAUCUGGCCCUUAUAGAUUAUCUUACCCAGAAACGCAGCCACCUUGUUAAGCAGCUGAACGACUCUGACCCCUCCACCACGUCUCCACUCAUGGAGGGCACACCGACCAUUAAAAGCCGCAAAAAGCUCCUGCAGAUCAUUGACACCACGUUGCUGAAAUGUUAUCUGCAUACAAACGUGGCCCUUGUCUCUCCUCUUCUUCGACUGGAGAACAACCACUGCCACAUUGAGGAAAGCGAGUACGUCCUGAAGAAAUCCCAAAAGUACAGCGAGCUCAUCAUUCUGUAUGAAAAAAAGGGCUUACACCAGAAAGCUUUGCAGGUUCUGUUGGACCAAUCCACCAAGGCCAACUCUCCUCUGAAAGGCCAUGAGCGAACCGUCCAGUACCUCCAGCGACUUGGAGCAGAGAAUCUGGGCAUAAUCUUCGAGUUUUCCCCAUGGGUGCUUAAGAUCUGUCCAGAGGAUGGCCUGAAGAUCUUUACUGAAGAUCUGCCUGAGGUGGAGACUUUGCCUCGAGACAAAGUGCUUCAGUUCCUGAAGGAAGGCUUUGAGGAGCUGGCCAUCCCGUAUCUGGAGCACAUCAUCUACGAGUGGGAUGAGAAGGGCCCGGAGUUCCACAACGUCCUGAUUCAACUGUACCUGAGCAGGGUUCAAGGCCUGAUGAAACAGUACCUCAACUCGCUGCCAGAAGGGGUUCCUGCUGUUCCUGCUGGGCACGAAAAAGGUGAACUGGGAAGCUUCAGGAAUAAGCUGCUGUCCUUCCUGGAUAUUUCUACCAGCUACGAACCUGGCAGACUCAUCAGCGACUUUCCAUUCGAUGGGUUGCUGGAGGAACGGGCUUUGCUCCUGGGUCGCAUGGGUAAACACGAACAGGCGCUUUUCAUAUAUGUUCACGUUCUCAACGACACCCACAUGGCUGAAGAAUACUGUCACCGGCAUUAUAACAGUUCAGUGGAGGGAAAUAAGGACGUUUAUCUGUCCUUGCUGCGGAUGUACCUCUCCCCCCCUGACUCUCACUACCUGGGGCCCAUUACGAUGGAGCUCACUGAGCCUAAGGCAAACCUGCAGGCAGCCCUGCAGGUCCUGGAGCUGCACCACAGCAAGCUGAACACCUCCAAGGCUAUUAAUCUGCUCCCAGCAAACACUCAGAUCCGGGAGAUAAGGGUGUUUCUUGAGAGCGUCCUGGAGGAGAAGGCCCAGAUGAAGCGCUGUAAUCAGGUGUUGAAGAGUCUCCUGCAGGCCGAGUUCCUCCGGGUGCAAGAGGAACGAAUCUUCCAUCAGCAGGUUAAAUGUGUAAUAACAGAAGAAAAAACCUGCAGAGUCUGCAAGAAGAAGAUAGGAAACAGUGCAUUUGCCAGGUAUCCUAAUGGCGUGGUUGUGCAUUAUUUCUGCUGCAAAGAUCGCAGCGUCUGCCCCACUGAGCAGUAAGAGCCGCUUCACACUGGGCCUGAUAAACCCCCACCUUCUCCUCCACCCUUUGGACUCGGACAUGUUGGAAGGACUAAUAUAAAUAAAGUAUUGAUUUAUUUUUGGCCUGAGACAUCUCAGAGCAGAGCAGGGCCACAGUUUGAGCCUUUCUCUCGGUACACAUGAAGAAACAUUCGGAAAGACUCUCAAGAGGAAGAGAGAGGUCGAUGCAGACAAUCCAAAACGUGCUUCUGAAACACUGUAAAGGAUUUGUUGCCUUACAGGCAUGAUUAUUGACAGCUGGGAUGACGGAGAUUUGUGCUGAGUAUCUCUGAUUAUCACAGACUGGGCUUUUUUGGUUAGUUCCCUAGAGACCAUUGAUAUGCCAUACUGAGAGCUACAGUACUGUUAAAACGCCUUCUGUGACUCUGAAGAUUGUACCUGUGUGAAACAAGAUGUCACUCAUGACUUUCUGUUAGAGUAUAACCAACUUUGUUGUUUCCCUAGAACAUAUCAGUUUUUGUCAUUUAAUAUAAUUUACAAUUAGUUUUUUCCCACCUAAUCUAUACCCAAAUUAACCAAUUGUUUUUUAUUUUAUUCAAUUUAAUCAGUUCAAUUGUGGGUUGAGGAAUAGAGUUUAUCACCAUCACUGGUCUGCCUUUGUUAGUUGGGAUCUGUUACAGUAAAUAUAUUUACCAUAGGUUUGGACUGUUUACACAAAACCUAAAAGAAAUAACAUCACCAAGGCUUAUUAAUCAGUUUUAAAACUGUAGCAGUAUUCACUUCAACACCUUUUUAUCAUUUUUUAUUUCCAACUUUAACUGGAAGCUUGAAUUUUUGUGUUUUCUCUCACUAAGAGAGAAAAUGUUAGUCCUGCACUUUAAAUUGAUUCUAUGAUUUUUUUUUUUUUAUACUGCAAUUAUACUAAACCUAAGAGGAAGGGUAGAUGUUUGAAGGCAAUAUUGUUCUGAAAUGUGUCUGUUUGCUGUUUCUCUAGUGAGAAGUUCAAGAAGCAGAGAUGUUUUCUUUACUAAAAAUUAAAAAAGCAUGCAGCGUU
Molecule: messenger RNA, 4145 nt
Organism: Cyprinodon tularosa
Lineage: Eukaryota; Metazoa; Chordata; Actinopteri; Cyprinodontiformes; Cyprinodontidae
Gene: vps39
Product: VPS39 subunit of HOPS complex
Exons: 24
Coding region: 479-3109 (876 amino acids)
Biological process (GO): intracellular protein transport; vesicle-mediated transport; endosomal vesicle fusion
Cellular component (GO): cytoplasm; membrane
Molecular function (GO): protein binding
Source: RefSeq, a predicted model, not a curated record